AUGGCCAAGCAGCUCCUACUCCAAGCCUCCCAAAUGCAAGAUGAUGAAGACAAUGAGUCUCAAUCCUCUUCAAGCUGUCAACCUCGUCAACAGAGUCCAAGCCCUGAUCGCCCUAUGAGAUGGUCUGACUAUCCCCAUAGUCAAGACCCUAACAAUGCUUAUGCCACCUAUGAGCUGAAUUCAGAUUGA
Prunus armeniaca (apricot) is the source of this 189-nucleotide messenger RNA. NCBI's taxonomy places the organism in Eukaryota, Viridiplantae, Streptophyta, Magnoliopsida, Rosales, Rosaceae. The record is from the annotation of a GenBank genome assembly.